AAUGGCGUCAGCCGAGUUUCUAGAGCAAGCUUUGUCCACAGACGUUGAUGAGAACGCAGUGAACGCAAUUGUAGGCUCUCUCGAAAAUCAGCUAGUUACAUCGGUUACGACGUCCUCUUCACAGAACAUUUACAUAAACGGAGUUCCAAGGCAGUUAACUAACAUUACGUCGAGUGCAAAUUCUUUCGGUGUACAAAAAUACAACACGGACCAAAUCAGUGGCGGUGGUAUAGUGACUGGAAUUCAAUCUCCAGCAAUCGUAAACAGCAGUGCCUCGUUUAACAAUGUGCAAUCGUCUGCCACUUUUGUUUCGCAAGCGUUAACAGGAGUGGUUUCAAAUUCCAGUGAUUCGUUAAAAGUUAUAUAUUCACAAACACAAGGUCUUAACCCCAACAACCGUGUUAAUUUUACUGCUCAAUCUAUUGCCAACGGUUGCAUCGGAUUACCCGUGUCACAAAAUCAGAUUCUUCAUACAGUAAGUGGAAAUAGCGUUAUACCGCAGUCGAUCAGCAAAACGGUAACAAUGCAACCGCCGUUGGUCAUCAAACAAGGCACGAGCAGCGGCCAGGUGGGCAUGCAACCUGGAAUGGUGACGGUGCCCAUGACUGUCAACUCCAGCAUGUCUGGAUCUAUACCCAAUGUCAUGACUAUCAAUAAGCCAGGAGGGCAAAACGUCGUUGUUACUACUCAGAAUUUGGGUUCAGCUCAACCUACAAUAAUUCCUAACGUUCAGAUUUUAAACAUGAGACCUGGGGCACCAGCUGUUGCUGCACAGAAAUCAGUGGCAACGGUUUCUCCUAGAGUGGUGAUAGGUGCUCCACAGGUGGUCGGAGCAAGAGCUGCAGCUCCAGGGAUAACGCUGCAAACUCUGCAAAGUCUACAACCCGGGCAGCAGGGUCAUUUGUUGUUAAAGACUGAGACGGGUCAGUACCAGCUGCUGAGGGUGGGGCCCGCGCCCUCGGCCAGCACGCUCGCGGCGCCGCAGGCUCAGACCAUCCGGCUGUCGACCGUGCCGGCACACCCUGGUGUGGCGACAGUAUCGACGAGCGUGGCUGCGCCCGGGCAGAUGCAGGGGCCGAUGCCGACGGGGCCCGUGGCAGCGCCCGUUGUGCCGCCACCCAGUGUCUCAUCGGCCACGCCGCCACCGCAACCGCCGACUGUCACUACGCAGAAACCCAAUGACAACACCAAAGAGAAAUGUAGGAACUUCCUUGCUAAUCUACUGGACCUGUCCAGCAAGGAGCCCAAGUCUGUAGAGAAGAAUGUGAGGAAUCUCAUCCAGGAACUGAUUGAUGCUCAGGUGGAACCGGAAGAGUUCUGUGAUAGGCUUGAGCGUCUUCUGAAUGCUAGCCCCCAACCGUGUCUUAUUGGGUUCUUAAAGAGAAGUUUGCCACUGUUGCGACAAUCUCUGGUAACAAAAGAGUUGGUAAUAGAGGGCAUCAACCCUCCAGCUCCACAUGUGGCCUUUUCGACCAUCCCGGCGCCGGCGCAGCCCGUCAUAGCUACAUCCAACGUGCAAAUGCCAAAGCCGCCCAAGUCCGGGAGCACGAUAGCCGUCCUACAGAACAUACCGGUCCACACAAAGAUCAAUGUUAGCAAAGUGAGCAGCGGCAAGGCGAUGUCUGUGAACAGCAAGGCCAACUUCCCGCGAGCCGCUGUCCCUUCCGCGGCGUUGUCCACAGUACUGACGCCCGGCAAGUCCUUGCUGAAGGAUAAGGAGAAGAAAUCCUCGAUGCAGUUCGCGUCGCAGCCGUUUGUGGACGACAAAAUGGCGGGCGAUGACGACAUCAAUGACGUAGCCGCCAUGGGUGGCGUCAACUUGGCCGAGGAGACCCAGAGGAUUCUCGGCUCCACUGAAAUGAUUGGCACGCAAAUAAGAUCGUGCAAGGACGAGUACCUAAUUGGCACUUCCGUGAUGGGAGCCCGAGCUAGGGCUGCCGCCUCCCGUUUAGGAUUGGAAGAGCCGUCUGCAGAAGUGGCGGCGUUGCUGGCCCAUGCACUGCAUGACCGGCUGAAGACCCUGGUGGAAAAACUGGCGGUCAUAGCUCAGCACAGGAUCGACCUCGUCAUCAAGACGGACUCCCGUUACGAGAUGACGCAAGACGUGAAGGGCCAACUCAAGUUCCUGGAGGAAGUGGAUCGGGCGGAGAGGAAGAGGCGCGAGGAUUCUGAAAGGGAGAUGUUGCUCAGGGCUGCCAAGUCGCGUUCCAAGAACGAGGACCCGGAGCAGGCCAAGCUGAAGGCAAAGGCGAAGGAGAUGCAGCGCGCGGAAUUGGAGGAGCUCCGACAACGCGAGGCGAAUCUUACCGCGUUGCAGGCCAUAGGGCCGCGCAAGAAGCCGCGCCUCGACGGACCCGCGGGCGCCGGCGAUGGAGGCUCCAACCAAACGCCUCACACGCAGACGGGAAUCACUGGACGGAGUCAGUUGGCGUUGCGUACGCGUCUCAAGCGUAUAAACCACAGAGAUAUGGUAUUCCUGUUGGAACAAGAGAGGGAGACUGCACAUUCGCCGCUACUAUUCCGCACAUAUCUCAAGUGACCCUACAUGCAGACUGUUUACCACAAGGGACACCUGUUGUAGACAUAAGAAGAUUGGACCAAAUAACAACUUAGGAGUGCAAUGUGAGAAGUGUUCAGUGGUGCGAUGAAUGCUACGCAUCAAACUAAACGUGUGCUAUGAAAUAAUGUGUACCAAAUGAAGAAGAGUUUUUUAUUGUGUUGACCAUGUAAGUUUUGUUUUAGUUUUUAAAUAACUAGUUAAUUGUAAUUUCUUAAUGAAAGUGAUAGUUGAAAUUUUAUAAAGGUAACUAUCUAGUUUUGAGCAAACUCAUGGAACGAUUGUUUUUGAAGCACCCUCUACCACUGAAACAGUGGUUCUUAAACUUUUAGUAACGAGGGAACAUUUGUCAAAAUUAACGCUGAAGAUAUGAACCCCCACUCCCCCCCAACCCCGUUAUUGCAUAACUUAUAUUUUUUCGAAUGGCUUCCUUUGAAUGGCUCCUAUGAGCCACUGCACUUAAAUAUGAUACUUACAGUAUGCUUAAUAUUCUUUUGAUUAUUUUUAGAUCUGUGAAAUUCAAAUUCCGUUUUAGCUAAAAUUUUAAUUCACUUUUAAAUGAUUUUAAUGGCAAUGACUUCAACAGUAAAUCAAUAUUUAUUAUAUCCAUGAGUUAGAUAAAAGAAGUUUCAACAGGUUAGAUGCACUGAUUUAUCCUGGAAUGCGUCUACAGAAUAAUGAUUUUUUUAUUUACUUUGUCGAGCUACUCAACUUAUUUUAUUUAAUGAGUGAUGUGCGUGAAAACCUAAGAAACAAAUAUCCAUGAGUUAGCUCAAAAUAAUAAGUGUUGUUGAACAAAACUGUUCAUUAGAUGCAAUAUUGCAUCAGUAACUACUAUUAUUUACUUAGAUAUCACUAGAAGUGCUUAUAUAUAAUAUAGUAAGUAACAUGUACAGAUGUAAAUAACAUUACUUUUUCAGGUAACUUUUUUAUAACAUGUAACCUUUUUUGUUGUUUUUCUUUAUUGUGCACACUAUUACAAACUAUACUCUGAUUGACUAAGGACUUGUGUGUUUACAAUUCUCGAAUAAAAUUAUUUACUUAAUAAAAUAUCACCUACUACAAAAAUGAAUAAGAAUGACAACAUAACUGCUAUUUUAUCUGUUUGAUAUUAGACAAAAAGUGUAAAGCAAGGAUUUGAGAAAUGUGAAAUUCCGAAAAUUUGAGAAUAAAUAAAUUUCAGGUUAAAUUUUAGUAAUUUUAAGUUACCACAAUGGGUUACUUACUCAUCAAUUAUUAAAAAUAUUUAGAUCAUUUUAGUAAAUUCAUGAAAAUAGGUACCUUACAAUUAUGCGGACUUGUUUCUUAUUUACUGUUUAUCUAUUGGUUAUCAUAAUUACAAAAAGUAUGUUCUGAUGACAAAUGUAAAUUCUCUUAUGCAGUGCACCAAUGCGUUCCCCUUAAUGAUUUGGACUGAUGUACUUAGUGUUUAUUAAAAAUUCAAUUAUCAGUAAUCAGCAAAAACCAGAAAUAAAAUAUAAAUACUAAUUUGAGUGUACUGUAGAUAUCCAAUUAAUAUAAUCCAUGUUAAAAAUUAGUUUGCUUCCAAAGGGUGACUACUUAAGGGUCAAAUCACACCGGAAUGGCAGUGACCCGGCUAGCCCCUUUCUCACUAAAAGCAGCGUGAAAAGACUGCACGGGCGAUAUUAGUUUAAGUGUGUUAUAAAGUUAAAAUUAUUUCACACCACUUAUAGUGAUAGUGUGUUCGUCGCGUCGCUGCCAAACCAGUGUGAAUUGACCCUAAUAGUUAUGGAUAGUCUUUUUUAGAAAGUUGGACAGAGUAUAGGUGUAAAUAUGUAGCUUACAUUGACAUGUUGAAUAUAUUGACAAAUACUAAUACAUUCCCGUCAUAGUACUUGUUUGUAAGUUGUUAAUCUUUUUAUUUGCAUAAAGUAGCUUUAAUGCAAAAUGUGAGUUUUAUAAUAAUAUGUACUGAUAAUAUUAAAAUAGGCUUCAUUGUGCUGCAUGUUUUCGAAGUCAAGAUUUUUAGAUCAUUAUGCGUCAUUAAAAAGAUAUACUAGACAACAAAUUCAUAAACAUUAAAUGAUGCAGGACAGUGAUAUAUGUAAUGAUGAAGGUCUUCCUUGAUUUGAAAUCAAGGAAUUCAUUGACACUAAUUCAUUCUCGAUCAACUUUUGGUGCUUCAUCCAAUUCCAAAGUUCAAAUCUUAUUACAAAAUACUUGCAGAUAGAUAUGUUUUUUAACUCUACUAUGAAAGACUAGAAGAACCUGAGACCUGGUAACAUUAUUCACUGUCAGCAAUACAACAGAACCAAGUGGCUUCUUCCCACUCGAGGGAGUGGGACAGCACAUCUAGGGAAAGUGCUCACGUUCCCUCUAUAAACAUGAAUGCGUAAAGCAAAAUUUUCUCAACAUCCGUUUGUCAAUUCUGUAAUGAAUGACCAAAAAAUUAUUAUGAGAAAUAAGCAGAUGACUUAUUGAGCCAUUUGUCUCAGCUGCAUCUGCAGUUUUAAGAACCCAUCAAUUCGUACUGGUCUCUCGUGGUGGGUCUAGGGUUGCCUGAUCAAGAAGACUGAGGCUGGAAACAGUGCUCGAACGACGGUCAGCGCUGACCGUCGGUCGGCGUAGCUAUAUUUAUGCAAGUCUAUGAAUACGUCGGUCGACCGACGAGCUAUGAGAUUGUAUGGAUGCGUUCAGUGCUUCACUGACGGAGCGACCGAUCAUGCGCGCGUACGUACACUCGAAGUAAAAAAUGAAUAUUGAUACAGAGCGCCUUAUCACUGAAGUGCGACUUCGUCCGGUAAUAUGGUAUUUAUCGUCUGUCUAUUUUAUGACGACCGUGAUGCUAAAUUAGGUGCUUGGCAAGAAGUUUGUAAAGAAUUAAUUUAUUGAUAGGGUAUUUGACAAGUUUUAGAAAACGAUCUCACGUUAUUGACUAAUGUUUAUGGAGUCCGUAAAAGUGGAUAUUCAUCAUUCUGUUGUCUAUUUCAGUAAAAAUAACCAAAUCGAAAUCCAGAAAAACGUUUUCGCGGCAACUUGAAAAUGGAGAUUUUGCCGAAUUGAUUGGAGAGGCCGCGAAAACGUUUUUCUGGACAAUAUGGCGUCUUACUAGUGUGUGACGUCACACGACUGUUAUUAAAACGUCAAACGAUACAAUGUAAUGUCACUUUAACCGGAAGUUUACUUGCGUGUGACGUCAUUUUAGGCUCCGCCAAUCCCAAGCGUUUAGGUUCACGUGACAAUAGAUAAGAAAACUAUUAUAUUUUUUGUGGGUGUUUAGUAAAAUUAUGUUUUUUUUUUGUAAAAAUAGUAAAAACCCCUGCCAAUAUGCAUUCUAAACACAGAUGCUAACAAUUGGCACUUUAUUUUGAAUACUGUCAAAUACCCUAUGGCGCAAAAAAUACAUACCACAGAAAAAGGGUAUUUUCUCGUGAACUGUAUACACGCGUCGCCGUGCGCCGUCAGCGUAGCACUGAUUGCAUUUACGCAACCGACGGUCAGCGCUGCCGGUCAUGACGUACCGUUGGUCGAGCACUGUGUCCAGCCUUAAUAUCUGGACAACAUUUUAAAAUGUCGGGAUUCUGGGAUUGUUGUCUAUUACUUGUGAUAAUGUGCAGCAACAUGAAGACAAGAUUAAGCGUAACUAUAAAAUAAUGUAACUGUAAUUACUAGUAAUGUGUAAUAAUUAUAAUAAAAUGUGUAAAGUGUUAGUUAAAAAAAUAGCAAUUUAAUGUGUCCAUUAAGUAUGAUAUUGUAUAAAUGUUAUGGCAAUCAUAGAACACUUGUUUGAUACAGGGUGGUGAAUAUUUUUGCUAUUGUUGUGUAUGUUAAAUAUGAGAAUUUAAGGAUGGUAUGAUAGUUUAUUAAGAAAUGUACAUGCCAAAAUGUAACUAGAGUCUAUGUCAAUUCAAUAAUCUUAAUGUGAAUAUCAAGAAGAUCUUUUAGUUGUUUUAGGUCACAAUAAUAUCAUCAAAAUUUGGCAAUCUUCCUAAACGAAUAAUAGAUGUAUAAAAAUAAUUAAAGUGGUCUUAGCUGUCCACUUGUAUAACACUAUUAUAUUUGUUGUGUCCUUCUUAAUUAUUAUUUAUCAUGGAAAAAGUUUAUCCACUAGUGCUGAAGGUAUCAUCCAGCUCUUUUUAAACUAUUAUUAUUAUUUAUAAUUUUAUCUUCAUAUUCUAGCUUGAUAUGAGCAAGUUAUUAAUGUAAAUUUUUUAUUUUUUUUAUAAUAAAUAAAGUAACAAAUUUGUAUACUGUAAAGUGAACUAUUAUUUUAAUGUUUUCGUGAAAAUGGAUUGAUAUAGACUUAUUUAUUUUAUGGUAACAUGGAACACAACACAGUGGCCUUGUGGACUGUGCAUGACAACCAAGUUGUCGACAGCUUUUAAAUUUGCUGUUCCAUGCACUUAGUAUUUUUUCUUUUUUAUUAUUUGAACAGUUAUUGACUGAUUGUACUGUUAAAUGUAAAUAUGUAAGUAACUAAAAAUCAAUUAUAUGUCUAGAACUUGUUAAGUUAGCACAUUAAGUUUUAUGAAAUCUUGACGCUGAUUUUUAUUUAUAACACCAAAUAUACAAUGGCACAUUGUAUGAGCAGCUGGCGUACAAAACGGUAUAAUUACAUAAAAUUAAAGUUUACAGGAGCUGUAUAAAACUGAAUGACAUAUCUACAGUGAGCUUUUGGCAUGGUUUGAAUUUAUAAAAUUAAUAAUUUUAACACUGUUUUAAGCGGUUUUGAUGGAAAAUUAUUUGAGAUACAAAUUCAACGGGCCUGAAACCUCCGUAAAAUUAUACCGUUUUGUUCGCCAGCUCCUCAUGUUAAUAAAUAAUAUUUCUCACUGCCACUAUUCUCAUAAAAUAAAUGGUCUAAGGCUAGUAUUGCAUUAUUGCAUAAUGCAUACUAUUUCAUCGCAAGGAUUUCUUUAAAUAUUAUGUUAAUAUUCAAACUUAUUAUGAUAAUUCUGUGAACAUUGUAUACUUGUGUAUAAUUUUAAUGCAUUACUGCCUUAUGACUAAAUGUGGAGUACAGUGUAUUCAAACAAAUGAUAGUGAAAUUAUUUUACAUUGAAUUUGAUGCCAAUGCCAGUCUUACUAGCUACCUGAAAAUCUGAAUGCAUUUUUCUUAUUUGAAACAUGUUAAAGUUAGUACAAAGAGAUGUUUGGGGUAGCUAAAUGGUCCAAGAAUGAAUAAAAAACAAACAUACUUUUUUUUGUGCAUUUCGUAAGCACAAUGGAAGAAUGCUCUGUAGGAUAAAGCAAUGUAAUUCGUCAGGGCCGCGGUAUCAUAAUGGUCAGCUCAUUCGCCCGGAUAGCGACGGGUGCGGGUUCGAGUCCCGUCUGCUGCCUGAUCCGCGUAGAAUUUUUUCUAUUAAACUUUUCUUAAGAUUUAAACAUCUAGCAGUUUAAUGCUUAAAAAAUAAAAACAUAUCUAAAUGUAAUACCUGUAAUAUAAUUAGAGCUUUCUUUGUUAACCAUUUAGCUACCUUAAUGGCAUAAAAUGUACUCCUCAACAGAAAGUUUUGUUAAGAGGUUUUUCUUCGAAAAUAUGUAUGUAGGUAUAUACCUAUAUCAUUUGAUGAAUCUACUCCUUUCUCAUUCUCCUACUUUAUUAUAUUACAAUAGGCUAUUAUUCUAUUCAAUUUCAAAACCAUAUUUUUUUUGUUGUUUGUUUCAACUUAAUUACUUUUGUCAUGAACAAAUAAAGUAUAUAAGGGA
Messenger RNA from Chilo suppressalis (striped riceborer), 8227 nucleotides. The record is from the annotation of a GenBank genome assembly. Lineage: Eukaryota; Metazoa; Arthropoda; Insecta; Lepidoptera; Crambidae.